AAAAAAACUCCAUUAAUGGUAAGUGAUUUUUCUCUGUGCACAUUUUUUCUUCAUGAUUGCGACAUAACUGAUUCAUAAAUAUUCGAUUCGUCUUUAAAAUCCGAAGAAGAAGAAGAAAAAAUUGAGAUCGGGAAAAAAUGGCGAGAUUCGUACCGGUGAAGUUUAAGAGAGUAAAUGCGCCGUUUGAUGAGGUUGCGAAAGCGCGGAUCUACGAGAGCAGCGGCAGUGAACACUCACCAGCGGCAGCGACGGAGAGCUUGAUGGAUUUAUCGGGACUCGUGAAUUCGUUUUUAGAAGGAGAGGUAACUGUUAAUGAGAAAUUAGAAGAGAUUGAAGAAAAUGUUGAUACUAAUUGCUUUGAUGAAUCGGAGAUUAAGGUGAAUUUGAGGAAUUUGUUUAAUUCCGAUGAGAAUUCGGGCGAUGAUUUGAAGAAAAGUAUUAUUGAAGCUGUGGAAAAUGCUUUGCUUGCUGAAGAAGCAAAUGACCGGAGCUCGCCGGAGUUUAAACGACGGUUGAUGACUCGAUUGCGUGAUCGAGGCUUCGAUGCUGGAUUGUGCAAAUCGAAAUGGGAGAAAGCUGGUAAUCGUACGUCAGGAAGUUACGAGUAUAUCGACAUUAACGUGGGUGUUACUCGCUACAUAAUCGAGGUUUCAUUAGCCGGAGAAUUUGAAAUAGCUCGCGCAACGCCUUGCUACGCCUCGUUGCUCGAAAAUUUCCCUCAAGUUUUUGUUGGAAAAGUGGAAGAAUUAAAGCAAGUGGUGAAAAUUAUGAGUAGAGCCAUGAAGAAAUCUAUGAAGAAAAUGGAUAUUUAUGUGCCACCAUGGAGAAAACUUGCUUAUAUGGAAGCUAAAUGGUUUGGAUCUUAUUAUAAGAGAACAACUAAUGAACAAAACAAUUAUCAAAAGAGUAGUUUUGAUUCUUCUUCUUUUUCAAAGAAGAGAAAUGUUGGAUUUGUGCCAAUGCAAGCAAUUUCUUUCUAUUGUAGAGAGAAUAGUAUUGCUUCUAAUAGUGGCAUUAAAAUUGGAAAUUUGGCUGCAACUUUGAAUGGAUAAUAUCAUGAAGAUCGUGGUGGAUUGUUACUCAUAGAUAUCGAGUUUGAGCCUUAGAUAUGGAUUCGCCUUUGCUAGAAAACGAUAAAUUUAGUGUGAUCUCAAUAUAGAUGUUUUAGUGUGAUCCCAAUGCGGAUGUCAGAUGCUUGGUAGGAAAUCGAAAAAAAAUAAAUAGAUAACAUUGUGAAGAAUAUAUUGUGGGAAAUUAGAUAUAUUGUUUAUUGGAGGAAAAAAUAUUAUAUAUCUCCAAGUAGUUGAGGUUGAGGGUUUUAAUUCUAUUAAGUACUUAUAUAGUAGAUUGCAUAGCAAUUUUUAUGUAGUUAUUAUGUAUUUAUCAAGUAAUGGAGAAUAUUUAGAAAAAUAUGUAUGUUACUAUU
Messenger RNA from Solanum dulcamara, 1426 nucleotides. RefSeq lists its product as uncharacterized. The transcript is spliced from 2 exons. Lineage: Eukaryota; Viridiplantae; Streptophyta; Magnoliopsida; Solanales; Solanaceae. The record is from RefSeq and is a predicted model, not a curated record. Bases 138 to 1052 code for a protein of 304 amino acids.